Molecule: messenger RNA, 1996 nt
Organism: Eurytemora carolleeae
Lineage: Eukaryota; Metazoa; Arthropoda; Copepoda; Calanoida; Temoridae
Product: glutamate receptor 2
Exons: 20
Coding region: 338-1957 (539 amino acids)
Cellular component (GO): membrane
Molecular function (GO): glutamate-gated receptor activity
Source: RefSeq, a predicted model, not a curated record
UCUAUAGAACUACACAACGAAUGAAAUAUUAAAAAAAAAUUUAAAGCAAAGUUAAAUCAAUUUUAGAUGAGUUUAUAUUCCAUUGUCUAACAAGAAACAUACUGUUCUUGUAAAAUUAUUGUUAGAAUUUCAUUUUCUCAUUAUAAAAAACCAAAAGGGACUUUAGACGAAAUCUCAAGUGACCCUGCAGGGCAAAGUUCGAUUUACAAAGGAACCCUGAGGAGCUGUAUCUGAUCCGAUAGUUUUGGGAGAUGGAUGGAGAAAAGACGACUUAGAUACAGUUUGUGGAUUGGAGGGAUGCUACUUUAUCAAUGAUUUGAAAAGCAGAGACGAAACAAUGACAACUCGAAAUAUUAACAUAUUUAUUUCUGGAUCUAACUUGAGAAAUAUCGAUGUAAGAGAUAUUGAAGAGAAGUGUGGUCCAACAGCACUUUGCUUCGUUACAUUUAUCAGACGUUCUACACAACCUAGGAUUCAACUUGGUGAAAAAACCAGAUUUAUAAUUCUUGACGUUGUGCUCACAAACUCUGGGUUUUCCAUGAAUAUUGACUGUGGGCACACCUUACACAUGAAUGUUGCUUUUAACUUGAUCACAAUAAAACGUAAUAAAUCUGCCAGUAAAACUGCUGGAGUAGAAUGCUUGAAUAAGAAGGUUAAUUUUCGCGUUGCCUUCAAUAAAAUUGCGCCCUACGUUCAUAUAUACGACGAUCCAACAAAGAUGGGAGGACCGGAACCAUCUAUUAUGCAAGUGUUUGCUAAGAAAGAAGGUUUAAACCUAGAAUGGGUAAAUGCUAACUUUGCCUGGGGAUUAAUUAGUCCUGAAACAGGAUUAUGGAUUGGAACAAUCGGAAAGGUUUUGUAUGGGGAAGUUUCUGCAGGAAUCACUAAUGUUGACAUCACAUAUACCAGAUAUAAGGUUGUGGAUUACACAAGUCCUAUUUCCAUCAAUAGAGGAAUUAUUCUCUCUAAAAAACCAGGACCAGCAUCUUCUAUUUUUAAUGUUGUAAAGGUGUUUGAUCCUUUAGUUUGGAGUUUGAUAAUUGUAGGCCUAUUCACUAGUUUUGCUCUUCUUUUUGUCUUUCAUUCAGUUGAAGUAGAGGGGUAUCAGGGUUAUGAUGAAAACUUGUUAUUUUUUAACCUUCUCGGCCAGCUGGUUCGUCAACCGGUCCAGAUGAACCUGCCCAGAUGGAUGGAAGUCCUGGUAGUCUCAUUUUCAAUUUUUGGACUCUUUAUAGGAUUCUUCUAUGAGAGUUUGAUUUUAUCCACACUUGUAUCAGUGCCCUACGAGAAACCUAUCAACUCCUUGAAGGAUAUUAUUGAACGAGGAUCUCGAGUGUAUAUUUGCCAAGGAGGAACAUAUGAGGCUUUCUUCCGUGACUCUACCGAAGAAACACCAAAGAAAAUAUAUGAAAUGGCAACAAGUAGCAGCAAAUACAAUGGUAUAGUACCUUGUAGUGUGGAGGAACAAAGACGACAGAGUGAAGAAAUGGUAAACAAUGGCGCAGUAAGAAUUGUUGCUUCUACCAUGGGCCUAUCAGUGUUUCAAGAUUACUAUGAUAGAAAUAGUGUCCAGCCGUUCCGAAUGGGUCAAGAUAAGAUAUUCCAUUUUUAUGUUGGAAUUCCAGUUCGCAAAGAUGCUCAGUGGAAGGAUAGUUUAGGUUACAGUGAUACAGUGAUAACUAGAAAACUCUGGCAUAAGAAGUCGACUUUAGAUUCAAAUUCCGUCAUUAAUCAGUUAUGGGCAGGUGGACUUCUAUCUAAAUGGUUUAACGAUGAAUUCAAUUCUAAGAUUUUCCUAAAAACUACGGAUGAUGACUCUGCUCCGCUAAAAAUGGAAUAUUUCUGGUUCCCUACCAUCAUUCUUUUCUCAGGAGUAAUCUUAGGGUUAACUGCGUUUUUGGUGGAACUGAACAAAACUAAGAACAAGAGCAAUAAGAAGAAGAAUUUAAACGAAUAAUGUAAUUUGAUGAAAAAAUUAAUAAACAUUAUCAUUUUA